UGUACCGCUGCAAGCGCUGCGUGAGUCGAAGAGGGGCGGCGCGGAGGACGGAAAGUUUGGAUCGCGACCGAGGGCUUCUGGCGUUUGGACACCGGGGGCGAGUUGACGCGAGUGCGCAAAGUGGCUGAACGCUUUGACGAACGGGAAGGCGAAAGAAUUAAAAUGGAGGAAAGUGAUACAAGUACCCAUAAAGUGUCCGAUUCAGGAUACUCCAACAGCUGCAAUAGCCAGUCUCAACGCAGGUGAAAAUAUGCCUUGAAUUUUUUGCAUUAUUUUAGGUGCAAUAAAUGUUUAAUUCAAAUGUAUAAUUCUCUUUCUCUCUACUCAUUUCUAGCAGUGGGAGUUCUAAAUCUCACCACAGCAAUUCAAGUGGUAGCAGUGGCUAUGGAGGUCACCCUUCUACUGUAGGGAGCGGGUAUGUGUUCAGCAAAGAAACAAAGCCCCAUUUGAUUGUUUUCCAAUGCUUUUGCUGUGAAAGUUGUCUCUUCAGAAAACUUUUAUUUGAAAAAAUUAUGUCAUUAAUUGCUGCACCAGAGAGCAAUUAUUAACAAUCUGUUUAAUUAUUAAACAUGAAAAAAAAGAAUACCUCAAACACAUUUGUAAUUUCUGCACAAAAAAAAAAAAAUAAAAUAAACAUGCAAAAUUGUGAAAUUGCUUUGCUUACCAAGUCGGUACAUGGGUGACAGCAGGUACAAUGAAACUAUGGCUUGCCAUGUCUUCAAGAUGCAAUCGCUCCAUCGGCAGAAAUGUUGAACACCGACUUGGUAAGUGCCAUCUUCAGCAUUGGUCAGUGACCAUAAUUGGCAACAGGUAUUGUUUCAAAGAUUAACUUUAUUGACAGCACUUCACUUUCACCCUAUUUCUUUUAAAUUCCUCAGACUACUAACAUUUCAAAGUUACAUGAAUUUAUUGAUUAACUUAUUUGUUUUGAGUUGAUUACUUUCAGCAUUUAAAUUUCUAGUAAUGUUUUGCAGAAAUCUCAUCUUCAGUAGUUGAAAAAUCUAUUGUCCAGAAAUUUCUUUUAUAACACAUGUUUUGUUAAGUUGUAAAUUUUACAAAAGACUCUCUUACAAACAACAUGGCAAAAGCAGGGUGCUUAAUCAAUUUGUGCAAACAGUUUUAUGUUCUGUAAUAAGAAGUUUAAUAUUGAAAUGCUUCCCAUCACUUUACUUCAGGACUGAAGUGUUCCCUCAACCACAUGUGACAAAACGCAACAAAGACAAAGAGCACAAAAAAAAGAAAGCAAAAUCCACACUGACAAGUGCUACUACAGACCACCACGUGGAUUCCAAGAAUGUGGCUGCUUCACCUGUCACUGAAACUACACUUUGCACCGAGGGAGUCAAGUCAGCAAACAAGACAGUCAGCAAAACUACUAGCAAAUCUACUGCCAAAGUUGGUGUACAAAAUUCUACAUGUUCAGCUCCUGGGGUGAAUACAGAAACAACAGAGGAUGUGCAGCUUCCUCUGACAUGUCUGAGUCAGUCAUCCAACAAAGAACUUCCUCCAGUUAUCACUGAGGAAAAUGAAUGUGCUACAGGAGGUAUAGCAGACCCUGAGGAGCAAGAAAUAAAUCAAAAUUGUGUGCGCAAUGACAUCUCUCCAAUUCAGAUAGAGGUAAGACCUACAGACCUAGCAUUUGCUUUUUCCCUAUGUAUUUUACUUAGAAGAAUGAAGGUGAUGAAUUAGACUAGAGAUUCAAAUAUUGAUAAAUCAUAUGGAGCCUCACGUUUUUGACUUCAAACCAGGUUCAUUUGCUUGUAUCCUUUCAAUUAAUACUAAGUGGAAAUUUUAUAAAUUUUACUAUUCAGUCAUAUUUAAUUAGUUUGUUAUUGAAUUAAAUAUUAAUAUGGCGUACAAUCUUGAUUCUCUACAAUUUAUUCAAACUAUUGCAGUUUUGGUUUUGUUUCUUUUGUUAAUGUGACAUGUACUGCAAUUAGCUCUUCAAUAUGUGUAAAAAUGGAAAUGUAGCUGCAGUUACCAUCUUCAAAGUACCUUGGAAUCAGUACACUCACCUUACUUAAUUGUAAUUAAUUACCUGUAAUUUAUGUGCAAAGAAAAAGGAAAAUAUUUUCCCAAUAAGUGAAGCAGAUUGUUUAAAAAAUUAAAAUUUUGUUUGAUUUGAGCAGUGCAUGUCCUUGGUUCUAUUGACACAGGUAAGGGAAACAAUUUUGCAAUUCCAAAGAACUUUUAACUUUUCAUGAAAAUAACUGGGGUAAAAAUCAAUUCAGAUUCUCAGAUAUAAAACCAAUACCUCUAAUUUGACAAAAUUAAGCAAUGUUUAAUUACGUGAAUUUUUAAAAUUAUUAGGUGCUAUGUGAACAAAGAGAGUUUAGGAAACGUUAUUAAUGAUAUCCAUUUCACAUCAUCUUUCCUUGCAACACAUACGGGGCUAGAAGUUUCAUAACAGGUGCAUAAUCACUGUUUGCUGUUCAAAUGAUUACACAUCUUUAUAUAUUUCCUUCUUUCCUUUGAAUCCUGUUUUAUCAACAAUAUUUCAAAGAAUCUAUCAGAUAACAGUUUUCAUAACUGCAAUAGUUUGUCUCUUCAUAAUUCUUCUUCUUUGUUACUCAAAUAUUAAUCCAUGAGGUUAAUGAGAGAUGUCCAUGAUAUGACCCUUCAUGUCGUGGGCACCACGUGCCCCUGUCAUGAUAAGUUUCUCCCUGGCUUUGGCUGUGGCAUUUUGCAGAAUGAGUUCUCCGCAAUAGUCUCAUUGCAUGAUGGUGUUGUCAUGUACACCACUACAAGCAUCACUAGUGUACUGGGAUUCCCUAAGGACAUGUGGCUUGGAAGAUCAUUCAUCGACUUCGUUCACCCCAAAGACAGAAUGGCUUUUGCCAGCCACAUUACCACGGGUGUUGCAUUGCCGGUGGAGGAGAACCGGUGUAAAGUUUCACUUACAGCCAAAGAAAGUUUCUACUGUUGCUUACGUCAAUACAGAGGAUUGAAGUCAUCUGGAUAUGGCGUUACUGAGAAAAAAGUAACUUAUCUCCCUUUUCACCUGACCAUGACUUUUCGUGAUGUGACGAGCACAGAGAAAAUGGGUCUUGCUGAAGAGGAACCUGGCAUUCAGGGUUCUUUCCUCAUCAUUUUAGCAUCACGAAUCAAACCUGCUUACACCCAUCCUGAUGAAACUAAAAUCUCUUCAAAGUUUAUCAUAAGACAUCAAGCAUCUUGUGAGCUCAGCCAUGUUGAUUCAGAUAUUGUCCAAUAUCUAGGAUACAUGCCUCAAGACAUGAUUGGGCGUUCAGUGUUUGAGUUUUAUCAUCCAGAAGAUUCACCGUAUCUCAAGGAAGUGUAUGAAGGAGUGAUAAAGGCUCAGGGUCAACCUUUUAGAAGCAAACCGUACCGAUUUAAAGCUCAAAACGGAGGGUUUGUGCUUUUGGACACAGAAUGGUCUGCAUUCAUUAAUCCAUGGUCAAGAAAAUUGGAGUUUAUUAUUGGUCAAAACAGAGUAUUGAAAGGUCCUCCAAAUCCAAAUGUUUUUGUGACACAAACCUCUGAAGAUUGUCUACAAAUAUCAGAAGAAGUUUUAAAGGAAAGUAAAGUAAUUCAACAUGAAAUUGAGAAUUUGCUUAAGGAGACAAUACAACGAACAACAGAAGCAGCUAAGCAAGUGGCAUCUAAACGCUGUAAAGAUUUGGCUACAUUCAUGGAGAUUUUAAUGGAUGAGGUCACAAAGCCUGAACUGAAAGUAGAUCUGCCAUCAGAAGAACAAAGCUUCUCUGAACGAGACUCUGUCAUGUUGGGUGAAAUUUCACCCCAUCAUGACUAUUAUGAUAGUAAAUCUUCAUCUGAAACUCCUCCGAGCUAUAAUCAACUUAACUAUAAUGAAAACAUCCAAAGAUUCUUUGAAAGUAAACCCAAAACAACGCUUUCUGAUGAAUCUGGUGAAUCGAAGACAGAUGCCAAUCGAUCCCACAACAGCACUGAUGAGGAGGGGAAGAGUAUGCCUGUUGCAGAUUCCAGUCUCAAUUCAAGCAACAGGAAAUGUUGUUCUCCUGUCAACGGAAGUGGGAGUGGCAGUGGUGGGAGCUCUGGCAGUGCUGGGAUGCCGGGCAGCGCUGCAAGCCGUGGAGAUACCAGCGCCACCAACACCUCUCAUGGAUCCUACAAACCACCACAUCUUACUGAGGCUCUUCUUUGCAGACAUAAUGAAGACAUGGAGAAGCAAAUGGUACAGAAACAUCGAGAACUAAGAUCAAAAGGGGACAGUAAGAAAAAGAUGUCUCAUGAGAAACUUCAGGAACAGAACCAUGGUGUAAAGCGAAGUGGAUCUCACUCAUGGGAGGGCGAACCCUUCAAAGCAAGCAAGCAUCCUCAUGUCGAAAACCUGCUGGCUUCAGGGAAUGCAGUCCCAAUGCCCAAUGUGGCUGCGCUCGGAGGUGCAACUCAGAUGUCUCCGAUGUACCCAGGAUCUCCAAACGUUAACUUGUGGCCUCCUUUCUCAGUAACAGUCACCCCUCUUCAGUCCACCCAACCAUGUCUAGCUCACAAUAGUUUUCCUGGAGGCACAAUGGGAAAUUCACAGUCUCAUCAUUUGGCCAGCAUGAUUCCUGUCUACUACAUUCCCACUGGGUCACAGCAGGCCAGUUUGCCCCCUCGAGGCUUAGCACCUCAGGAGCACCCUGGGCCUCCUCCAACAGGCAUGCUCCUGCCUGGGCAGCCACAGUACAUCCCUUCUCAAGUUCCCAUGAUAAAUCCAUUACCCAGUAUGUUAUAUCAUCCAGUACAACCAAUGUAUGGGGCUCCUCCCAUGAUGUAUUCAUCAGUAAUGCUCCAGCCAUCAACUAUCCUUCCAGCACCAAUGUCUCAAGCUGGACUUUUGUCUGCUUCAUCUCGCUCCAUGAUGAAGCAAGACAAACCACCAAACGAGAAUGGCACUCCAAAUGGAGUGGGCCCCACGACGAAAUUUCAAAGGCCCGCCUCUCAAGCCACGUCGGUCAAAGCGGAACCCGGCUCUGCAAUGGGAAGCAUUGCUUCUGCUUCCAUUAAAAGGGCCAUGUCUGAAUGCUCUAAGAAGGACAAAUCCUUGUGUUCUCCUGGAGCUCAAACUUCAUCUCCCUGUCCUGAGGAAGACAAAACAAAAGAAGGGCAUGGGAAUUUGGAUUUUGGACCUCUGAGAGAGAUAGAAAAUACAACUGGUGAUGAGAGCAGUUACUCCUCUUUCUAUUCUUUUCUUCGAACCGACAAAUCUGAUGAGAGUAUGAAGAGCUCUCCAAGAGAUAAGGAUUUCCCAUAUCCUUGUAAACCAGAGGGUAUGAACUGGGAAAAUAGUGAACACAAGAAAGCAGUACCACAAGAGAAACCUCGUCCAAUUCUUAAGGAUCCCCCCUGGCUCGAACAAGUGAAUGUGACUCCUGAUCUUGUGUUCAGAUAUCAAAUUAAUGAAAAGAACUUAGAAAGUGUGUUGGAAAGGGACCUACAAACAUUAAAGGAAAUUCAACAGCCUGUAUUGGUGAAUGAUCAAUUAAGUCAACUGUACCUGGACAUGGAGUUGGAAGGUCUGUCCACAAAACUGAAGCUGGAAGAAGGAAUUACAUCAAGUAGUAGUGGCAGCAGUGUGAGUGGUGGAGAAGAAGUCCAGGGUGGUACUCAGAACAAGAAAAAGCGACGUAGUUUAGAAUAUAGUAAAUUUGUGAUGAUUUUUGAGGAAAAUGCCCCACUUCCUCCUCCAGUAUCACAAUAGUGCUUGUAAACCCACAGCGACGGGGACUGUGAUGAGUGUGAAUGUAGGUCUGUGGGUUGUGUGAGUGUCAUGUGUGGAAUGCAAGGAAAACUGUAUAUAAUUAAAACAGGUGAGCCAAAUUUGCCUGUGCAUUUAUAAAUUUUAGACUUCUAUUAAUAACGAGAAAAAAUAACAUCAGCGUCAAAAGAUGUUUGUGGGAAGAUAUUUCCCAUGGAGUAUUUAUUAUAUUUUUAAUAUUGCCUUUUUUAUUAACGAUAAAAGUGAUUUGCCUAAGAGCAUUUUUCAGAAAAAAAUGAUAUGUAAUAAAUAAACCUGCUCUGAAAAGGACUUGAAAUUUCCUUCAAUACUGAUAUUCAGGAGAGAUUUUCUACACCUUUCAGGCAAGUACAAAUACUUAACCAAUUGGAAAUGUAUACUUCAAUGUGUACUACUAGUGUUACUACAAUACUUGGCACAUGAAAGUACUGGAAAUUUUGUUUCACUGUUCAGUUUUCAUAUGGUUAAAAACUCAAAGGGCUUAAGAAACACAAAACUUAGUGGGCAACUUUGUAUAAAUCACAAGUUGUGAUUUAUUUUCUUUCACCUUGAAAGAAAUAUUAUGCUUGCAGUGAAGUUCCACUACAAACAUCAUUCUAGUAAAAUAAAUACAUAUUGUAAUGUUGUUUCUGUAGUCGAUGAUCUACAAAACAUAGUUCCAAAUUGCUUCUAGUCAAACUUUCUUGUCUUAAAGAAAGGAAUCUUCAGUGUUCUUAAGUCUUAUCAUUAAUAUUAUUUAAACACCUACUUCUGGUGGCAUAUAACAUUGAUUAAAACAGUAAGGUUUUUAAAAAAUUUCACAAUUUCAUUUUCCUUCAUAUGCAUCUUCCUCCAAAACAAAUGAAAUUUGGAAGGAAAAUCAGAAGAGCCAAUGUGAAAAAUACUAAUAUAGAAGAAAUUUUUAUUCAUGUUAACUACUACAGUAUGUUCAUAUGCAAGUAAUCAUAACUUCUGAAUUUGAAUGGAAAAAUAUUAGUAUUUUGCUGUGAAAUAAUAUUUUUAUAUUGGAAAUAAAAUCUAUUAUCAACAAUGCUUGAUAUAUAUAUUUUUUUUCAUGAUAGGAAAUAUAAAAUAACAAAUCUGAAGAGUAAAUAUUAUUAUCACACACAUUUGUUUCACAAACUAUUAAUACAACAUUUGUAUCAAAGCUAUUAUUUUCUUAAAAAAGAAUCUGCACAGUUGUUAUAGAAUAUGCAAAUUAAAUCUGCUAGUCUUGAAUUAGAUUAAGGUGUUGAUGUUAUCAUGGAAACCAUAUGUCUAAGAUGAUUAUCUUGUGCUUUGAGUUUGGACUUUUUAAUGUUUCAUAAUGUUUCAGAAAUGAAAAAUCUAUUUUAACAUGAUUGAUUUCUUUAAAAAUUCUUUUAAAACUAUUUUCAAAUGUUAUAUAUUUAUUGAGUGGAUUUUUAAAUCUUAUCUUUUCUUUCCUCCCAAAUUAUAUUAUUAUACAAAAUGAUUGAUUAACACUUCUACAAAGCAAGAAAACUGUCACCCAUGAAGGCAGUAUGUGAAAUAAAAUGCGUAUUUCUUGUUCUUAUAUUUUUUAAACACAACAGAGGAUUUCACAUUUACACUGAGAUGACAAUUAUUCUUGCUUUUGUUGAACAUUUUCUUUUUUAUUUGUUUCAUAUUUAUUUGAAUAUAGUAAGUUGUAAUCAAAAUAAUAUUUUUUCCAUAAUUUAAAAAAAAUCAUUACUUCUUCACAUAUUGCUUUCAUAUUUAAUGGGUCAACCAGAUCUUCACGAAUGUCACCAUUCUUGCUAUAUAAGUUUAGUAGAUUUUUGUAACAAUUGUGAACGAGGGGUGGUUUUGAGUUUUUUAUCUUAAUCUUUGACUAUCUCUUGGAAGCAUUAAUAUAUAAACCAAUGGUAUCUUGCAACAGAUAAUAUUCAUUUAUAAGCCCUUGCCAAUUUGGAUUUGAGAGAAAGCAGUAGUUUUACAAAAGUGGCACAUAACUAAAUUCAAUAAAUAAGGAUAUUCAUACCAAUUUUGCACAAUAUUGCAAAAAAUUCAAAUACUUAUUUUGGUUGGAAGAUUUCACACAUAUCUAGUUUUUACAUAUUAAUUUCAGAGACAUACAAUUCUAGAAUAUUGUAAUUAUAAUAUUACUAAGACUUAAAAGAAACAAAUUUCAAAAAAAAUAUUUUUUUUUUGCUUUCUUCUGAUACAUUUAGAUAAAAAUGUAGUAGACUUUUGUUAGAGAUUAAUGUUAAAACAUAUCUCCACACAAAGUAAAAUAUAUAAAUAUAUAUUUCAGUGUCAGUAUUUUAUUUUUCGGGUAAUAUUUAGAAAACUGAUUCAAUAUUCACAUUGUAUAAUUAUAAGCAGUUCAUUGUGAUGAUGUUGAUUUAAAAGAAUUAGAUUUAUGAUCCAAGAGACUUAUUUUGAUAACCAUUUUGUCUUAAAUUUUGACAUUAAGACCUAAAAUGAAUUUAACAGCGGAAUGAUUUCACAUUCUGAUUGGCAAUUGUAGAGAAUAACUUCAUAUGGGCUGUGAAUUAACCACUGUUCACCAGCUAGAAGUCUUUCAUUAAAUCAAGUCUAUAUGCAUGGCCAUUUUCAUAACAUUCACACGGAAAAGUGAAUUUUAAAAAAUAAAAAAGAAAGAUAACAAACAAGUUAUUUAAAAAAAAUGCACGAUUUGCUAAAUUUAAGUCUAAUUCUAAAGAAAAAAAUUAUUGAUAUUUAUGAACAACUUUUAAUCCAAAUCUCUCCACAUGUAACAAUUUAAGAAUAGUAUAAAAGUGAUCAAAUUUAGGUACUUACGAUUCAUGAAACAAAUAUGAUAUUGGAGAUUCAUAUAUAUUUCAUGAGUCUAACAAUGACCAUUAAUGCUAAAAUUUAAACAUCUUCUAAACAAAAAUAUGAGGUGGGGUAUAUUCAGAGAUUGCAUUCACAAGAUUUUUCUAGAGAAUUGUUUUUUUACUAAUGUGUAAACAUUUCUCAUCCUGCAGUAUUUGACAAUGAUGAUGAAAUUGACACAAUUUUAAAAGUGGAAUAUUUCGUUUCUAUUGCUCUAAUAUUUCAAUUAAACUCUCACUCUAUACUGCUAUAAAUUAUGUUUAAUCUCUCAAUAAUUUUCUGAGGUUUUUGCCAGACAUCAACUCUAGAGACUGAUUAGCAAAGUAAGUAAAAGAGACUGAUAAUUAAUUUCCUCUUGAUGUAUUCAAAUUUGAUAUUGAUAUUAUAAAAAUCAUGAUGUUAGUAGAUUCAGUUUAAUUUUCAAUUAUUUGUUUUUAUUAUAUGAAAUAUAAUAUUAUUUUGUAUAAUUUUGAAAACUUCAAAUUAAUGUGCAAAUAAAAUUUUUAAUUAUUUAAGAAAUGCAUGUAUGAAGUGCUAUUUUGCUAAUUUAUUGGUGUAAAAAUCUGGAAAGAAUGUUAUUUAUAAUUAUUGUAGUUUUUGUUUUUGAUAGUUACAUGUGUGCCUUUAAUGUGUAACUAAUAGUUUCAAAAGGGUUGAAAUUUAAUCACAUGUAAGUCUAAAAAAAGUUCACUGUUCUAAUUGUGAACAGUUAUGAGCUGAUUAAUUUUUUAGAAUACACUUACAGAAACACUAAUUCUUGAACUGAAUAUUUAUUAUCUGAUAAAUCUUAAAUGUGGAGACAACAGUAACAUUUUAUUUGAAACCUGAGAUAUAGAAAAAUAUAUUGUCUUAAUGACCUUUAAAAAAAGUACAUUAUUAAAAAUUUUUUAUGAAUUGCAAGACUCAAGCCAUUUAUUUUGCAGUGGGAAUUGUCAAUUGUUGUUCAUAGGGAAUCAGAUGUAAUAGUUUACAAACUUAUUGUUAUAAAUUAUGAAAUUCUAAUAAAAAUCAAUUUAAUGUACAUCUUCCAAAGGUGAUUAGUCAUGCAGAACUAGCAUAUCAAACUCAAUUACUUUCUUCACUUUGUCUUCACGAGUCAAUUUUACAUUUAAUGAAAGUAGGAAAAAUUAGGCUCUCCAGAAAUUUUGUAAACUGUUUCUUAGCUAUUUCUCUGAUCAAAAUGAGUAUUACCACUUCUCCACAAUCAGAAGAAGUAUUUGGAAUCUAUAAUUCUUUUCUAAUCCCUGUUAUAAAAAUCAUUAAUAUCUUUUGCAAAUAGUUUCACAACAAUCUUAAUCAGUUACUGGAAUGCUUACAUCUCAUGCAUAUAAAUCAACGUUCAAGUUAAGAUUGAAGCUGUUUUUUAUUUAUUUAUUUAUUUAUUUAUUUUGUCCCUAAUGAUAAGCUUGUUUGCAAAGCAAU
This is a messenger RNA of Gryllus bimaculatus (two-spotted cricket), 9946 nucleotides long. Lineage: Eukaryota; Metazoa; Arthropoda; Insecta; Orthoptera; Gryllidae. The record is from the annotation of a GenBank genome assembly.